AUGUCGUCUUCUACUCCCUUUGACCCAUAUACUCUAUCCGAGCAGGAUGAAGAACGGCCACAGAAUGUUCAGUCCAAGUCUAAAACUGCUGAACUGCAAGCUGAAAUCGAUAAUACCGUGGGGAUAAUGAGAGAUAACAUAAAUAAAGUCGCAGAAAGAGGUGAAAGGUUGACGUCAAUUGAAGAUAAAGCCGAUAACUUGGCAGUCUCUGCGCAGGGUUUCAAGAGGGGUGCCAAUAAAGUGAGGAAAGCCAUGUGGUAUAAGGAUUUGAAGAUGAAACUGUGUUUAGCUCUUGUCAUUAUUAUCCUGCUCGUUGUGAUUAUUGUUCCCAUUGCCAUUCACUUCAGCCGGUAA
Molecule: messenger RNA, 354 nt
Organism: Saccharomyces kudriavzevii IFO 1802
Lineage: Eukaryota; Fungi; Ascomycota; Saccharomycetes; Saccharomycetales; Saccharomycetaceae
Gene: SNC1
Product: SNAP receptor SNC1
Exons: 2
Coding region: 1-354 (117 amino acids)
Biological process (GO): vesicle-mediated transport; vesicle fusion
Cellular component (GO): plasma membrane; SNARE complex
Molecular function (GO): SNAP receptor activity; syntaxin binding
Source: RefSeq, a predicted model, not a curated record